UUACGAUCUGUAAUAUAUCGAAAGUUUGAUCAUUGUUUCCGCAGCGGGUCUGUGUGCCGAUUGUUUUUUCUCUUUUUCACCAAUCAUUCGCGCGUAUACGAGUAUCUUUUUUUUAAGUGCAGCAAGUUUAGAUUGGUUCAGGAACGAAAAGCAAACCAGGCGUAUUUCGUUUUGCGGUUGUAUGAGACGUGGUGCGCACGCGCGACCACAUCCGGAUGUGUAUGUUGUUCGUCACAGUUUGUCGUUACAUACGUUACGGCUAUUACAUUGCACAAUUUCUUGCGUCUUUUUAAUAGCGCGCGCUAAACGGCUAACGGCAUUUGUGGCGGUUCUCACAACUUACACACAAACAAUCAUCGAGUCGAGGAUUUUUUUUUAGUCAGGAGAGAAGCGAUACAAAAAGCGGAACGAAAUCGUUUCGAUCGUAUUCCGUGUGACCGAUGCGGAGACUCGACGCGAGUCUUCACAGUUCAUUCGAGCAUGCAAGCACAAGAAACCGAGGGUGCAGAUGGCUCUCCAUGGAACAACUCAAGUGGUUGCGAUGAAGAUCGCAGACCAGCACAAAAGGAGGGUAAAAAGUCAAACGUGUUACCUCUGUGGGGCAACGAGAGGACUAUGAAUUUGAACCCUUUGAUUCUCACCAAUAUACAGUCAUCACACUAUUUUAAGGUGAAUUUAUACGAACUCAAGACAUACCACGAAGUGAUUGAUGAGAUCUACUAUAAGGUCUCACAUCUGGAACCGUGGGAGAAGGGUAGCAGGAAGACUGCAGGUCAAACUGGCAUGUGUGGAGGCGUUCGAGGUGUCGGAGCUGGAGGGAUCGUUUCCACGGCUUAUUGCCUUCUGUACAAAUUGUUCACACUGAGGCUAACCAGAAAGCAACUGAAUGGACUCAUUAAUCAUCCAGAUUCGCCGUAUAUCCGUGCUUUGGGAUUUAUGUACAUUAGAUACACACAACCACCGGCAGACUUGUUCAGCUGGUAUAACGAUUAUCUGGAAGAUGAGGAGGAGCUAGAUGUGAAGGCGGGAGGGGGACAAAUGAUGAAGAUAGGCGACAUCCUCAAGCAAUUUCUCACCAAACUCGAGUGGUUUUCCACACUGUUUCCUCGGAUACCAGUGCCUAUUCAGAAGGACUUGGAGCUGCGACUGGCUGAGCGAUUUCCGCAGCAACAAGUGAAUUCACGCAAUGCUAAGCCGCCAAUCACGCUCAACAGUCACAGCAAAUACGGCAGUAAGGAUAACCGUAAGGACAACGGGAAUUUGACAUCCCGUAACCAGCCUCGACAUAUUCUCGACAGCGAGGUUCAAUGGGGUGAAGCCGAGCGUACGAGCCACUGGCGUGCCAGAUCUGACGAAGAUCGCAAGGACAAGAACAGGGAACGGGAUCGAGAGCGAGACAGAUUGCGCGAACGCGACAGAGAUCGUGUUCGCGAACGGGAUCGCGAAAGAGAUAGAUACGGCAAAAGAUCAAGCAGCCGCGAUAGAAGUGGACGACAAAGAGAUUACAGAAGUCGCAGCAGAGACAAAUCGUAUAGAAAUCGGAGCAGGGAACGUCAUCGUGACAGAGACCGACAUCGGGAUAGGUUCUAAAAGGAUAAUCAUUUCGAUUUUAGAAGAGGCUCGCCAUACGAUUACGCCACGGAACUGGCACGUGAACGUGAGAGGCAACGAAGAGAUAGAGAAUGAGAGUCAAGGAUAUAACACAGCAUCAUGUACAUAUUUACUUAUUUGUAUGAACUCUCUGUAAUAACUAAAGAAGAUUUAAGAGAAAAGAAAACAACAACAAAAGAGCUACAAAACCGAGCCAUCACCACCAUUAUACAUAAAUUACCAGCACGCGUAUAAUUGAUGAGUUUCCCGGCGACACUCCCUGAAAAAAAAAAAAAAAAUCGAAUUAUAUUAGCCUAAGUUUAAGUCAUCUUUGUU
Molecule: messenger RNA, 1926 nt
Organism: Pseudomyrmex gracilis
Lineage: Eukaryota; Metazoa; Arthropoda; Insecta; Hymenoptera; Formicidae
Product: pre-mRNA-splicing factor 38B
Exons: 6
Coding region: 481-1590 (369 amino acids)
Cellular component (GO): precatalytic spliceosome
Source: RefSeq, a predicted model, not a curated record